GUGCGCAGGCGUGGCCCCACCCGGCCCGGCUAGGGAGCCCCUCCUCCUCCUUACCCUCCCCGGCGGAAGACUUGUAGGGACCCUGCCGGACGAGGAAACGAGUCCAAGAAGAAACUGCCACAUGACGGAGCCAGAAUCUGAACCUGGGUCUUCUGAGUCUGCAUCCCAUGCCCUCCCAUGUAGGGUGAGCCCUGUGGCUGACUCAGCGCCAUCACUGACCACAGCAGCUCUCCCCAGGCCUUUCCUGGAGCAUCAGAGGGGUUCUCCUGCUGGGAAGGCAGAGUCUGGAAGCCUGAGGGGAGGUCUCAGCUAAAGGGGCCCUUGUUUUUGAGCCCCCUGGCACCGGCUCAGGGAAGGAUCUGUCCCAGCCAACUCCUUUGACCCAAGUGUGCGAGGCCAGAUGCCCCUCCUGAACCCACGCCAGGCCCGGAGAGGCGUGGUAGGGGUGCCUCUGGAGGCCCGAAUGUUUGCGAAGAGAGCUCUACCUUCUCAGUACUCUGCCCUUCCGCUGGAGAAGACCCUGAAGGAGGAGGAAGCAGAGGAUGAAACAGUGGCUUCUGGCGUCCUGACCCCUGGUCGGUCACAGGAAUUGGUGACAUUCAAGGAUGUGGCUGUUGACUUCACCUGGGAGGAGUGGGAGCUGCUGGAGCCCGGUCAGAAGGCCCUGUACAGGGAUGUGACGCUGGAGAACUAUAGAAACCUGGUUUCCCUGGGACAUCCUGUUUCCAAACCCAGUGUGAUCUUCCAGUUAGAGCAAAGUGACACGCCGUGGCUGCUGGAGAGAGAAGCACCGAGAAGCAUUUUUCCAGAUUGGGAGGCCAGGUUUGAGACCAAAGAAACAGUUUCGAAGUCUUAUUUCGCUAUCGAAAAGCCAUUCCAAGAAUCCUGGCGUGGUCCCUGGGGUUCUCAUUGGGGGGAAUCCUGGGAAUGUGGUAGCAGGUUGAAGAGGCAGCAGGGGAGCCAGGAGAGAAAUUUCAGGCAAGUACCAUUUGCCCACAAGAAAACUGAUGAGCCAAGAAGUCAGGAAUGUAAUAACUUUGAGAGAAGUUUCUGUUCAGACCCAAUUCUUAUGACACAACAGAGUGCCAGAAAGAGUCUCCCUAAGUAUGAUUCGCAUCAACUUUUCUUUGAACAACAUUCUGACCUAAUUCAACUUGAUAGGAUCACCUCAGGGAAAAAACCUGGUCAAUGUGAUGAAUGCUGUAUUACCUUAACUUACCCGUCAGACCUUGUUCAGUGUCAUAGAAUACUUAAUGGAGAGAAACCCUAUGCAUGUUAUGAAUUCGGGAAAACUUUCCACCAGAGAGACCUUACCCGAGAUCAGAAAACCCUUAUUGGCGAGAACCUCCACAUAUAUAAUGAAUGUGGGAAAACCUUCAGUGAUAACUUAACUCUUACUCUACAUCAGAGAAGUCAUACCAGAGAGAAGCUCUGUGAUUGUGAUGUAUGUAGGAAAGCCUUGAGUGACACCUCGUCCCUUCCUCCACAUCAGAGAGUUCAAAUUGGAGAGAAAUCCUACAAAUGUCCUGAGUGUGAGAAAUCAUUCAGUCAGUAUGCAAGCCUUAUUAGACACCAGAGAAUUCAUACGGGUGAAAAACCUUAUAAAUGUAGUGAAUGUGGAAAAGCCUUCAGUCAGUGCACAAACCUGAUCCGACAUCAGAGAGUUCAUACUGGAGAAAAGUUCUUUAGAUGUCAUGAAUGUGGGAAGACCUUCAGCAACAGUUCAUCCUGCAGUAUCCACCAGAGAAUUCACACUGGAGAGAAACCCUAUGGGUGUGGUGAUUGUGGGCAAGCCUUCAGUCAGCAGGGAAGCCUUAUCCAACAUCAAAGAAUUCACACUGGAGAGAAGCCCUUUAAGUGUAAAAAAUGUGGAAAAGCUUUCAGCCAAAACAUACACCUUACUCAACAUCAGAGACUUCACACCGGGGAGAAAAUUUAUAAAUGCAAUGAAUGUGGUAAAGCCUUCAGCAAUAGCUCCACCCUUAUUCUACAUAAUAGGAUUCAUACUGGAGAGAAACCAUAUGAAUGUAAUGAAUGUGGAAAAACCUUCAGCCAGUAUACAACUCUUAUUCAACAUCAGAGAAUUCACACUGGAGAGAAACCCUAUAAAUGUAAUGUGUGUGAAAAAACCUUUAGCCAGAGUACCAGCCUUAUUCGUCAUCAGAAAAUUCAUACUGGAGAGAAACUCUGUGUAUGCCUUGAAUGUGGACAAGCCUUCAGUCAGCAGGGAAGUCUUACUAAACAUCAGCGAAUUCAUACUGGAGAGAGGCCCUAUAAAUGUAAUGAAUGUGGGAAAGCCUUCACCCAGAGUAUGAACCUUACACGACAUCAAAGAAUUCACACUGGAGAAAAAUUAUAUAAAUGUAAUGAAUGUGGAAAAGCUUUCAGUAAUGGCUCGUCUCUUACUCAGCAUGAGAGGAUUCAUACUGGAGAAAAACCCUAUAAUUGUAGUGAAUGUGGUAAGGCCUUCAGCAAUAGCUCAUCAGUUACUCAACAUGAAAGAAUUCAUACUGGAGAGAAACCCUAUAAGUGUAAUGAGUGUGGGAAAGCCUUCACUCACAGUAUGAAUCUUACCCGCCAUCAGAGAACUCAUACUGGAGAGAAACCCUAUCACUGUAAUGAGUGUGGAAAAUCUUUCAGCCAGAAUAUGAACCUUACACGACAUCAAAGAAUCCAUACUGGCGAGAAACCCUACAAAUGUAAUCAAUGUGACAGAGCCUUCAACCAAAGCACGUCUCUUGCUGAGCAUCAGAAAACGCAUAGGAAAGAAGCUGGGAAAUAUAAUAAGUGUAACCGGGCUUUUAGCUGAAGUGGAUACUAUCAGGGAAUAUGACUUUUUGUUUGUUUGUUUGUUUAUUUUUAAGUGGAAAAAAGCUCAUUAAUCAUUGUGAAUGUGGGAAAGCCUUACCAGAGAGCAGAGAGUUUUAUCUAGUGAGAAGUGCUAUAAUGCUGUGAAAGUGAGAAAAUCUUCAGUUAUGAUCUAGUCCUCAACUAAUGUCAGAGCCUGAGAGAGAAAGUCCCUCUGGCCAUGGCAAAUUCUCCUUCUCACUUUUCCUUUACUGCUUUUAGUGAACCUGUGGUCUCACUGACAGAAAUAUUCUUUCCAUCACCGUGGAUUGCUGCCCGUCCACACAUUGUCAUUGUUGAUCAUUUUCAUUUACGCCAUCCCGUAGAGGCCCCGAGCCUACGCCGCCCAGAGAAUUCACCUUCUGUGGAGGCCUUCCUCUGGUUUCUUCCAUUUUGUAAGUCCCUAUGGAGUGUCCAUCUGUUGUCUUUCACUCUUACCGCAUGAGCUGCCCUUCCUGUCCCUCCACCCCAAUUUCUGGCCUUAUGUUUCCUUAGUGAUAACCCUCAUAUCAUUGCUUGAGCAUAGCUCAUCACUGAAAAUAUCUUACAACUUAUGCCAUUUCCUUUGGGUCAUCUGCAGCUUUGUUUCUUUGGAGAUGAUGGUAUUCCAACAUCCUUAUCAUCUACAAUUUCUGCUCCAGCGAUGUGUUCUGAUGGAGUAAUUCAAUAGACUAACCACCCACCUGUAUGUCAUAGUGUGGGCAGCAGAAAAUUUUCAUCCAUUUCCUUUUUCUAGUAUCAAUUGUUAAUCCAUGCUCUUUAAUAAUUAUGGGUCUUCCUGAGAAGGCCCUGCGAUUUCCAGAUUUCCAGGGGGUGGCAGGUGGGGCAGAGUAGGAUGUAAUCAGAUUAGACAGUGUCAUCCGCAGAGGGGAGUGCCCAGAGACCAGUAUCUUCGAGUCAAGUCAAACCAACAGACAUUUAUUAAUUAUUUCCAGUAUGCCAGGCACUGUGUCCAAGUGCUGGGGAAAUGGAAAAAGCAAGGAGCUCACAUCCUGGUGGAAAUCUUUCUUUAUGGAAAUCUUACAUCUGCAGGAAAUCCCUUCUCCGUUUAUACCUAGUGCAAGUCAUCCACCAUGACGGUGGCAAACCCACAGACUUUGGCAAGUGUCCAUCUCCUUGUUGAUGCCUUAUAACGUGAGUGAUCGGAGGACUGUUAGAAAGUCAUCUUUGUGAUUGUGUUUGUCAGAGAAUCUUACUUAUAUGAUCACUACGUAUGCAUGAGAGCCUCCUUUUGGGAGAGGGGCGGGGAAGACCCUUGGAGACUGCAUUUUGCUCUGCUUAAAGUGUUUGAUUUUGUUUUUGUUUUUGUUUUUGUAAUCAAUGAGCAUACACUGGGAUCUUAUAUUCUCUGCAGCAUUCAGUCAGUUAACUGUGUAACUAAGGGUAUUUGUUGUCUGAUGCAGAGAAUUUUUUUUUUAUGAAAGCCUGUUUGUUACAUUUUAAUUGCAAGUAUCUGUAAUAUAUGCAUGUAAAUCAUUAUAAUUGUAUAAGGAUGAGAAAGUAGGCAUGUGGGUUUGUAGCAAUUGGUGUUGUCUCGAGCCUCUUCUGGGCAUUUGGAGACUAGCGGUCUGGGCUAACUCCAUGGCCGCCCCUGUGGUAUGCCACGUGUCCUCGGUUCCCGUUUCCCCCCUACCUUCUAGCAGGUUCCUACAGUGGUGUUACAUUUGGGGCAGAGAAAGGAUUAACACAUUUCGAAGUGUCCUCGGCCGCUCUAGCUAGAAAAGCCCACUCUUUCCUCCUUAAAUAGAAACCCCUCAACCUAAAGGGGAGAGGCUCAGUGCUUUGUAUCUUUGUCCUAAGUGACAUCAGGGAUUUGGCAUUUGAUAAAACCCACUGUGAAGACCGUAGUCAGGAAAAUGAGAGUCCGUGGAGGCUACCCAGCUGAGACUGUCAUUGCAAUUCUUCAGUGCCUGUGUUUUCUUCCAAUAAACUCUACUUUACCAGACAAACAUGAA
Molecule: messenger RNA, 4802 nt
Organism: Vombatus ursinus (common wombat)
Lineage: Eukaryota; Metazoa; Chordata; Mammalia; Diprotodontia; Vombatidae
Product: zinc finger protein 2-like
Exons: 6
Coding region: 401-2809 (802 amino acids)
Biological process (GO): regulation of DNA-templated transcription
Source: RefSeq, a predicted model, not a curated record